AUGCAGUCGUUUGAAGAUGAGGAAGCAGAGAGGAAGGGGAAGGCGGUGGUGGUCAGUGGCAGCAUCGCUGGGUUGUCGUGCACGCACGCGCUGAUCAUCGCCGGCUGGGGAGUAGUGGUGUUGGAGAAAACAAGCUCCCCGGCGACGGGUUGCGCCACCGGUGCCGGGCUCGGGCUCGACCCGUUGGCGCAGAAAGUCAUCAAGUCAUGGCUCGAUGAGCCUCAUGCGCUUGACCUCACCACGCUGCCGCUCACCAUUGAUCAAAAUGAAGCAACUGAUGGGGAGAAGAAAUCAAGGAUGCUAACAAGGGAUGAGAGCUUCAAUUUUAGGGCAGCACUCUGGUCUGAUCUGUACAGCCUUCUAUACAAGGCAUUGCCUCCAAAGACAGUCCGCUGGGGGCAAACAUUUAUUUCCUUUUGCGUUUCCGACGACGGAAACCGUGUGAGAGUGAAGGCUAAAGCUUCUCAAUUUGGAGAAAUAGUUGAGGUUGCAGGUGAUCUUCUUGUGGCAGCUGAUGGUUGUCUCUCUUCAAUACGGCAGAGUUUCUUCCCUGAGUACUGUAAAUUGAGAUAUUCAGGUUAUUGUGCAUGGAGAGGGGUCCUUGAUUUUUCGGAAAAUGAGGAUUCUAGCACCGUUCUUGCGCUAAAAAAGGCUUUCCCUGAUCUUGGGAAAUGCUUAUAUUUCGACUUAGGAUCAGGAACUCACUCUGUGUUUUAUGAGCUGUUGAACGAACGAUUGAAGAAGACCUUCUAUGUAACUUCUAGAGGUCAUGAGUCUCGUGACAGAUUUUUGUAUGCUCCAAUUGAGAUUGAAAUUGCUAAAACAUGCUCCCCGCGUGAUCGAGGGCAUAAUGGUAAAUCUACUCCCAGGCGGGCAAUUCCUCUGCUCUUUGGUGAUUUCUCUGUCCAAGGUCAUUUCUCUGGUGGUGACCGUUUCUCUGAUUACGUCUGUUCCUCUGGCGAGGUCCAUUUCUCUGGUAAAGAUCGUUCCUCUGCUCUGCACAUAUUACUCCUCAUCACAUAUAAAGGUGAAAAACCUAUCCGCAUGUAG
This is a messenger RNA of Salvia miltiorrhiza (redroot sage), 1050 nucleotides long. RefSeq lists its product as uncharacterized. The record is from RefSeq and is a predicted model, not a curated record. Lineage: Eukaryota; Viridiplantae; Streptophyta; Magnoliopsida; Lamiales; Lamiaceae.